Cinara cedri is the source of this 540-nucleotide messenger RNA. Lineage: Eukaryota; Metazoa; Arthropoda; Insecta; Hemiptera; Aphididae. The record is from the annotation of a GenBank genome assembly.
AUGGCAGUACAAAAACUGAGUAAUGAUAUUGUUGAAGCUGCAAAAACGUCAACACCUGAAACUUCUAAAGUUAGUAAUUGUGAGAUAACCUACCAUAUGGAAAUUAAAGAUCUAGUUCAACAAAAGUGCAAAGCAAGAAGAACCUGGCAUAGAACGAGUCACCCAACGGAUAAAACCAAAUGGAAACGUAUUAGUAAGUAACUGCGUGAUAAGAUCAAGGAAGUAAAAAAUGAAACAUUUAAAUCGUAUCUGAGUGGCUUAUCUGCAACAGAUAAAACCGAUUACUCAUUUUGGAAAGCCACAAGACACAUGAAAAUACCCCGUGUCCAUGUACCACCUAUUAGUAAAGAAUGUGCAUGCAGUGGACAAGAUAAAGCCGAAACAUAUGCCAGACACCUUACAGAAGUAUUUAAACCUAAUGACAUUACUUCUGAACUUGAUUUAAUACAACGUCAACCACCAGACGAACAUGGAGAAAAAAUAAGAUACUUUUCACCCUUAGAAGUUGCUCAUGAAAUUGAUAUUAAUAUCAACCCAUAA